Monodelphis domestica (gray short-tailed opossum) is the source of this 4216-nucleotide messenger RNA. It is a transcript of the gene ATG14, whose product is annotated as autophagy related 14. NCBI's taxonomy places the organism in Eukaryota, Metazoa, Chordata, Mammalia, Didelphimorphia, Didelphidae. Gene Ontology annotation, cellular component: autophagosome; phosphatidylinositol 3-kinase complex, class III; extrinsic component of omegasome membrane. Gene Ontology annotation, biological process: autophagosome membrane docking; autophagosome assembly; cellular response to starvation. Gene Ontology annotation, molecular function: phosphatidylinositol 3-kinase regulator activity; protein-membrane adaptor activity. The record is from RefSeq and is a predicted model, not a curated record.
UGGUUGAAAACAAAGUCCCACGUGACUGGCGGUGCUCUGAGGCCAUCAUGGCGUCUCCCAGUGGGAAAGUAUCCCGGGCGUUGGAGGCUCCUGGCUGUGGCUGCCGGCCGCCGUCCCGGGACCUUGUGGAUUCGGUGGAGGAUGCGGAGGGCUUGUACGUGGCGGUUGAGCGGUGCCCCCUGUGCAAUACCACCCGCAGGCGGCUGACCUGCGCGAAGUGUGUCCAGACCGGCGACUUCGUUUUCUUCGACGGCCGGGACGGCGAAAGGUUUAUAGACAAGAAGGAAAGGUUAAACCAUCUUAAAAGCAAGCAGGAUGAAUUCCGAAAAGAUGUGCUAAAGGCCAUUAUGGAAGGAAAGUGGAUAACAGAUCAGUUGAGAUGGAAAAUAAUGUCCUGUAAAUUGAGAAUUGAACAGCUGAAACAAACAAUAUGUAAAGGAAAUGAAGAAAUGACAAGAAAUUCCGAGGGCCUUCUCAAAACUAAAGAAAAGAAUCAGAAGCUGUUCUGUCGAGCUCAGCGGCACCAAGAGAAGAAGGAAAAAAUCCAGAGGCAUAACCGCAGACUUGGAGAUCUGGUGGAAAAGAAGCAUGAUGACUUAAGAAGUCAGUACGACCGUCUGGCACACUUUCGACGCUCUCAUAUUCUAGAACUCACCUCAAUCAUUUUUCCCAUUGAAGAAGUGAAAACUGGCAUAAGGGACCCUGCAGAUAUAGCCUCAGAGAGUGACACUGCCAUGACCUCCAGCACUGUGAGCAAGCUUGCAGAAGCCAGGAGAACUACUUAUCUCUCUGGGAGAUGGGUUUGUGAUGACCACAAUGGAGAUACAAGCAUUAGCAUUGCAGGGCCCUGGAUUAGUCUUCCUAAUAAUGGAGACUAUUCUGCUUACUACAACUGGGUAGAAGAGAAAAAAACAACACAGGGGCCUGAUAUGGAACAUAAUAACCCAGCCUACACCAUCAGUGCUGCCCUGUGCUAUGCAACCCAGCUUGUCAACAUUUUGUCUCAUAUACUUGAUGUAAAUCUUCCCAAAAAAUUAUGUAACAGUGAGUUUUGUGGAGAGAAUCUCAGCCGGCGGAAAUUUACUCGUGCUGUCAAGAAGUUGAAUGCCAACAUUCUUUACCUCUGCUUUUCUCAGCAUGUAAAUUUAGACCUUUUGCACCCACUACAUACACUCAGGAAUCUAAUGUACCUGGUCAGUCCAGACACGGAACACUUGGGCAGGUCUGGGCCCUUUGAAGUCAGUGCUGAUCUUGAAGAUUCCAUGGAAUUUUUGGAUCCUGCAGCUGCUGGAGAAACAGAUGAAAGCGGGGACGAGCGGAUCAGUGACGAAGAGACGGACCUCGGCACAGACUGGGAGAAUCUGCCCAGCCCCCGGUUCUGUGACAUUCCUUCCCAGCCUGUGGAGGUGCUGCAGAGUCACAGCACCCAGGUGUCCCAGCCCGUGGCCAGCAGUAGCGCCGGGGGCAUGAUCUCCUCGGCCGCCGCUUCCGUCACGUCCUGGUUCAAGGCUUACACGGGGCAUCGCUAGGGCGCGGCCAAGAGACGAUGACGGAUCCACACUGAACAUUUCUCUCCCACAACGUGUAGUUUUACCUAUUCAGUUAAGUAGUGCCUGGAACAAAAAAUAAAUAAACUAAUUUUUUAAAAGCAGAGUUCAAUUCAACAGACAUUUAUUAAAGUUAAACCUUUUUAUUUACAAAGAUUGACUGCUGAUAACAUUUUGUAAAUUAGGUAAAUCCACCCUUAGGACCCACUUCACCACCCAUAUAUCCUUGGGUACGCGUUGGGGAGGAGGAACCUUGCUCAAGUGGCCAGUUCUUCUGUUCAAGGGAUAAAUUGGGCUCUUAUCACAGGAGAAAAGGAAUUUUGGACACUUGAAAACACUGUUUCUGUCUUAUUCACAGUCCUGAGGAUAGCAGUUCUCAGAACUGUCGUUUUUAAAUGGAAUUUCAGAAAGUUCUGUUAUCUUCUCAUUAAUAUGUAGAGAAGUGACUAUAUUCGCACACAUUUUAAAGUAAUUCUUUAUUGAUGAAAACUCACGACUUAAACAUUUUUACCAUAAUUGCUAGGUUUUUGUGUCCACAACAUUUUGUACCAAGAGCCAAUGUGUAAAUUUAGAAUAUUGAUUGCUUUUAGAGUUCGGUUAUCAUGGGUUACUUUUUUUUAAUUGAUAUGAGUUAACUUGUGCUGCUUUCUCAGAUUAUCAGAAAUUUUAUGUAACAGAGAGCACUUGGUUGCCGUCUUACUACCCACACACCAAAGAAACACUGGAUUUAUUUUCUUUUCUUUAGGACCCAUAGCCACAGACAGAAAAAAUAGUAGACACUUGCAAUAAUGUUCUAGAUUUUUUAAAAAUCUAUUUUCUUUUAUAUGUAGUUGUUUAAGCUCAGUUGGCUAGCUAAGAAUUGCAUUCCUGCUGGCCUCACUACUGUGUGUUUUGAAAUCCAAGUUCAUUUUCUGUUAGUAGUGGAUCUGCCUAGUUUGUGCACUGGCUAAAAGGCCCCUUAAUUAGGCAGUCACUGGUGGUUUCUUCCCUUGCAAGAUUCAUUUUUCAGUGAUGUAACUUGAUGGCAAGUGCUCCCAAGGAGAGCCAUCCUACUGCUCAGUUCCUUAGAAAUCUUUAUUACUUUGAAGAUACUAUCUGUGCUCAGUGAGACUUCAGAAAUUCAAAGUUUGUCUUUCAGAACACUGAGGCAUUUUUUCCCCCAGUGAGAUUGUCUCAUCAUUCUCUCCAUGACAGUCUGUCAAGGAGACGGGUGAGGAAAAGCCUUUAUUGACAAAUGUGUGUGUGUUGUUUUUAGAUUUUUAAUACACAAGGGGAAAAUCCCCAUGAAAAUACCUACCUGACUUGUCUUUUUUGUUUUUCUGGUGUGGUUAGGCCAAGAUGCUUCAGAGAAUUCGUUUUGAAGUUCGCUCUUCCCGUUUUUGUUCUUUUUGCAGGGGGGGUAGACGGGGAUCUGUAUGGUGGUAUUUUGCCUCCAAACAAGAGGAUGAGAUGCAUGAUUUUUUCCCUAAUGUUGAUGUAAUUGCCACUCAGUAGAAAACCCAGGGUGUGCUCUAAUUUGCUUCAGUCUAGGAGAUUAGGCUCAGUGACCCUUUUAAGAUUGUUCAUCCUAGAGAGCUCUGGGUGUUUCUUUAUAGCAGGUUUAUCCACCUCUGGUCUUUGUCUGAGCUCCAUGAUUUUGGAUCUGCUGCUUUUUUUCUUAAUAGAAAAUGGCAAUUUUAAAAUUAUUAAAAAACAACAACAACAACAAAAAACCAAAGACAUUUAAAUCUUGUUAAAUGGGAGCCCAGAAACUUUCAGACAAAAGGAACGGCUAAUUGGAUCUAGACCAAUUGGUGGGGUUUGGAAAGGGACUUGACUCUAGUUGAGCACAUUGUUUAACCAAUAGUCAAUAAUCAUGGUACUCUCAAUUGAACCUACAGUGAGACCCUGAAUGGGACGAGGCUUUAGCAGAACUGAUUUCUCUUGUACUCUUACUCAGAGCAAUCAGUAAAACUUCACAACUAAAGAGGGUUUUUUUGUUGUUACCGUUAACUAGAAGCACUUUACUUAGUUAUAGAUGAUCUGAUGCUUUGGUGUUCAUUGAGUACUGCUUGUUAGGCUCUCACUUCUGAGAUUCUUUUUUUUUCCUUAUUAUUUUGCAUUGGACCCACCAUGUAAACCUUCUCUUCCAUACACAUUUUAACCACUGGGUUUUUUCCCCCACCCUUCUUCCUGCCUCUCUAAAUCUUGUCUUAUGAGGUGCAAAAAAAAUUUGUAAACAGUUUAUUAAAAAUUGAAGCUGGUAUUUUUUAAAAUGAAAAGCCAUAGAACUUGGUAUGUGUCAUGUUUUCCAUUUUAAAAUCAUUUACUGAAACAAUGUAAUAGUAAAAUCCAUAGACACCAAAAAGGUGGUUUGAAAUGGGCUAUGUUUGAGAAAUUUUUUUGUAAUAGAAGAUAUAAUUUUUAAAAUGUUUUGCACAUGUGUAAGUUAACAGGGAAUAAAAAUGGAGUGUCAAUAUUGAGUGUGAUUGACUUGAUUCAUUUAGAGAUAAUUAUGAGAAAAGAACACCAGACUUUUUGCUCAAAAACUCAGUCUGAAAACUCUUUUCAGUGUCAUAAUAGAACAAUUACCAUUUACUUUGCAACUUUCAAACUAAUUACAACUAAGCACAAAUGUUUUCUAAACUUCAAUUGUGUUACUGCAAUAAAUCUAAAUAGAAUUCUACCUA